Messenger RNA from Saccostrea cuccullata (small rock oyster), 552 nucleotides. RefSeq lists its product as uncharacterized. Bases 81 to 419 code for a protein of 112 amino acids. The record is from RefSeq and is a predicted model, not a curated record. NCBI's taxonomy places the organism in Eukaryota, Metazoa, Mollusca, Bivalvia, Ostreida, Ostreidae. The transcript is spliced from 2 exons.
CUUCCUCUUCACAUUUUCCCCGCUGAGGUAGUCACAUUGUUAGUUCCAAGUAUAGCUAAAAAUUUACCAUCAUCGGCAAGAUGCCUCCAGUAAGAACAAAAAGACGGACACUCUCAAGAAGACAGAUUGAAACCCAGCAAGUGUCACCAUUCAGGGGACGACCCCUAGGAAUCAAAGGAGAACAACGGAUGGCGCUUCCCAAACAUCAACGUCCGCAGCCAUUGUUAAUGUGGCUGCCCAACCCGAAUUCGCCAACUCAACAGACGAAUCCAACAACGCAAACGGUUCAAACACUCUUGCAGGUUGUGCAGCGGGACCCAUCCAGCAAUCAACUGCAGAAAACAACAGUCCAACCACUAAUUACCCAGUCCCGUCUAACACCAAUGUAUACACAUUGGGCAGCAUACCAAUCAAAAUAACUCCACUGCAAACAUUUUUAGAAAUAUACAAAGAGAAAGAAUUUUUGAUAAAUGGUUUUCAAUUUGGUUUUCAAUUACAAUACAAUGGCCCCAGAAGACCCAGAGAAGCUAAGAAUCUAAAAAGUGCAUAUCA